Nerophis lumbriciformis (worm pipefish) is the source of this 3705-nucleotide messenger RNA. Lineage: Eukaryota; Metazoa; Chordata; Actinopteri; Syngnathiformes; Syngnathidae. The record is from RefSeq and is a predicted model, not a curated record.
CUGUCACUGCAGAGCCGAAGCAUCAGACACAUUGCUUAGGUCGUCUUAACCCUCAGGCUAAAAUGUAUUUGGAUGCAGAUUUUUAAAACGACAAAAGACUUCAGACAUGGUACAUGACAGGAUGGGGAGCUGUCAGAGCUACACCCAGGUAGCAAGUUUCUGUAAGAAUCUAAAGGAUAGCAAAGUUGAUCAAUUUGACAACUUGGAGAAGCAUACGCAGUGCGGGAUCGAGUUUCUGGAGAGGUACACAAAGUUCGUCAAGGAGAGGUCGGAGAUAGAAACCAACUAUGCAAAACAAAUUAGGAAUUUAUCAAAGAAGUACCAACCCAAGAAGAACUCUCGAGAAGAGGAAGAAAGCAAGUACACGUUCUGCCGAGCCUUCCUGACGACGCUCAACGAACUCAACGACUAUGCGGGGCAACACGAGGUGAUCGCAGAGAACUUAACGUCGCAGAUCAUCGCCGAGCUGUCGCGCUACCUGCAGGAUCUCAAAGCUGAGAGGAAAUCGCACUUCCACGAUGGCCGCAAAGCACAGCAGCACAUCGAGAGCUCGUGGAAACAGCUGGAGUCGUGCAAAAGGAGGUUUGAGCGUGAUUGCAAAGAGGCAGACAGAGCACAGCAGUACUUUGAGAAGAUGGACUCUGACAUCAACGUGACCAAGGCUGACGUGGAAAAGCGAAGUUCCCUCAAGGCGCGGCAGCAAGCCCAGGUCAAGCACCAGAUGGCGUCCGACAGCAAGAGCGAUUACUCGUCCUACCUGCAGAAGUUCAACCAGGAGCAGAAUGAACAUUACUACACGAUCAUCCCCACCGUCUUCCAGAAACUUCAAGACAUGGAGGAGAAGAGGAUCGAGAGGAUAGGGGUGUGCAUGAAGACGUUUGCCGACGUGGACCGCCAGGUGCUGCCCAUCGUGGGGAAAUGUUUAGACGGCAUGACGUCGGCCGCCGGCUCCAUCGAGCCCAAGACAGACUCCAAGCAGGUGGUGGAGUCCUACAAGUCCGGCUUUGAGCCCCCGGGAGACGUGGAGUUUGAGGACUACGGGCAGGCCAUGACGAGGACGGCGUCCGACACGAGCCUGACCAACUCGCGGGACGGCAAAGAGAGACCUACCGGCAAGAGCAAGGGCAAGCUGUGGCCUUUCAUUAAGAACAAAAACAAGCUUAUGUCCCUGUUAACGUCCCCCCGCCAGCCCCCACCUGCCCCACCAGCCUCAUCCCCGCCCUCACCCUCUGCUGUUCCCAACGACUCCCAGUCUCCCAAGCAGCACAAGGAGCCCCUCUCCCACCGCCUCAACGACUUCAUGGCGUCCAAACCCAAAAUGCACUGCCUCCGGAGCCUGAGGCGAGGGCUUUCUCUCAAGCUGAUCACACUCAAUUCCCACGUCCGGAAUCUCAUUGAGGGUUCUGGACCCGAGGACUUCAGCCACCUUCCACCGGAGCAGAGGAGGAAGAAGCUGCAGGCCAAGCUGGACGACCUCAACAAAGACAUCCAGAAGGAGAUGGACCAGAGGGACGCGCUGACCAAGAUGAAAGACGUCUACGUGAAGAACCCUCAGAUGGGCGACCCCGCCAGCGUGGACCCUCGGCUAGCGGAGAUCGGCCAGAACAUCGAGAAGCUCCAGUUUGACGUGCAGAAAUUUGAGGGCUGGCUCGCCGAGGUGGAGGAGAAAAUGCCGUCCAAGAGCGACUCGCACCGGAGGAGCGGACUUUACGAGAGCCAGAACAGCACGGCGGUGAACAACAACUGCGCCCAGGACCGAGAGAGCCCGGACGGCAGCUACACGGAGGAGCAGAACCCGGAGACGCUCGUCAAAGCCAACGCCAACGCCAACCCCGCGUCCACCACGCCGGAGUUCGACGACGAGUUCGACGACGAGGAGACGCUGCCAACCAUCGGCACCUGCAAAGCCUUGUACCCUUUUGACGGCCACAACGAGGGCACCAUCUCGGUGGCGGAGGGCGAGCUGCUGUACGUCAUCGAGGAGGACAAAGGCGACGGCUGGACGCGAGUGCGCAGGAACGAGGACGAGGAGGGCUACGUGCCCACGUCCUACGUGGAGGUCUUUUUGGGAACAAACGCCAAAGAUCCCUAAGCGUGCGAGGCUGGCUGAGGAGUGGCACAGGGCAAGCAGCCUAAGGGGGAAAUCACCGAGACGGCCAAUUAGAACCCAUUUUUCCACACCACACACACACACACACACACACGCACGCACAAAGAAGCGACAACAAAUACAAACUGUUGGUGUUUGUCAUCCUAACUGCUUCUGCCGUAACGACACACGCAGUUACGCUUUUUGUCAGCAGAGCUUUGCCCACUAACCCUCCUCGCUCAGUGGGCGUGGUCAGAGAGAGGCCCACCCGCAGGAGGCCCCGCCUCCCUCCCGCCCAUCCAACAUGCUGUGUGAAAGUUAGACUGCAGGAAGCGAAGGAGCUCGCGGCGAUUGUGUUCAUCCCGCCAUCACGCCCCCCCCGCCCCUCUCUCUGACCUGACGCCACCCCGGUCCAAACACCCCCUCCCGCACGCCCCACUCCCCGCCCAUCCCGACCCCCCCUGCAGGCUCGCACCUCGGCGGCCGUCUUUUGGGGUCACGUCGCGGCGUGCUGCAUGCUUGCCCUGUCUUCCUCCUCGCCCCCCCUUGCCACGGGAGUCGGCGGCGGUGGUGGGGUGCCGGCCGGGUCACCCCGCACCCCCAUACCUCUCUUCCUCCGGCCUUUACGUUCAGUUUAACCCCUCAUUGCCUGAUCGAACUCACGUAACCUGAAUGCGCCAUGUCAGACCCCGCCCCCCCCAGACUUCAGGUAGUGCAGUACGUUUGUGUUGCUGUCGUGUGAUGUCUAACCCCCCCUUACUGUAUAUGAGAAUAUACUGUGACCAGAAUGAGAGACUUCCUGUUCAUUCUCCUAAAAUCACCGCACUGGCAAGACUAAACUCGAGCAGUUAUGUCCAACCAUCACACGGCACAUACUUUUUUUUUCUUUUUGUCAUUUACAUUUUUCUAUCAUUGUUUUGAAAACUUCUGCCUGGACUGAAACCAUUUUACUGCAAAAACCACGGGCAGAGGGAGGAAUCAAACCUGCGACUUAAAGCACGCAGGAGCGCUAGGGCCGCGCUGAAAAGAAAAACCACGUAUCGAAGAGUCAAUAGUACGAGAUCAAAGUUGUAAUGUUCCCAGAAUCUCGUAUCGUUACGAGAAUCAGGCUUUAAUUUUACGUGAAUAAGUUAUAUUAACUGAAAACAUGGCAAAUUUAUGGGAAUAAAGUGGUAAUAUUCUGAGAAAAAGUUACGUGAUUUUUAUUUGCAAUAGCAGUAAAGUCGUUAUUGGCGGACAAAGUCGUAACGUUACGAGAAAAACUCUAAGCUGAGCGAAAUAUAUUUCUAAUAUUAUAUUUAAAAAAAGUUGUUUAGCCAGAAAACAUGGUCAAUUUAUAGUAAUAAAGUUAAAAUAUUCUGAGAAAAAGUUACGUGAUUUUUAUUUGCAAUGGCAGUAAAGUCGUAAUUGCCGGACGAAGUCGUAACGUUACGAGAAAAACUCACAAAGCUGAGCGAAAUAUAUUUCUAAUAUUAUAUUUAAAAAAAAAAGUUAUUUAGCCAGAAAACAUGGUCAAUUUAUAGUAAUAAAGUUGAAAUAUUCUGAGAAAAAGUUACGUGAUUUUUAUUUGUAAUAGCAGUAAAGUCGUAAUUGAAGGUAAAAGUCGUAACGUUACG